Molecule: messenger RNA, 843 nt
Organism: Theobroma cacao (cacao)
Lineage: Eukaryota; Viridiplantae; Streptophyta; Magnoliopsida; Malvales; Malvaceae
Product: cytomegalovirus UL139 protein
Source: RefSeq, a predicted model, not a curated record
AAGAAGAACUUAGCCAUUGGCCAUGGCGCUUUCCUCUGCGUUUCGAGAAAGGCUUGAAACCAUGGAGCAUUCUAGAAACCAACGCCUAGCUCUCCUCCAGGCGGAGAAAGAGCUUCAAGCGAACAAAUCUCAGGUUUUGGAAUCGAAGCUGGCUCAUAUUCGGUCCAGGGAACAGAGAUGCUUGUGGCUUGAUCAAAAGAUCGCUUCGCAAAACUUUAAAAUCUCUUCUCUCAAAUCUGGAAUUGAAAACCUCGACGCCAAAUAUAAUUCCAGCUCUCAACAAUUGAAGGUUUUGAAAAGUGAGAUCGAGGAGCUUGAAGAGGUGGAGAAGGAAAAGGAUAAGUUUUACGAAUCGAAGAGUUCAGAAAUCAAUGAAUUUAGGGAAAAUGUGGGGAGGUUUUUGAUGGAAUCUCGAAUUCGAGUGCAAGAGUUGAGGAACUCUGUGAAUGAGAUGAAGUCAACUUUUAUGGAACUUCAAGGCAACAAUGGGUAUACGAGUAACUACGAGAUAGAUGAGGCAGAGAUGAAAAAGGCUGAACUGUUGGCCAUGAAAGAGAAUUUAACAAAAAGUUUGGCUUCAAAUUACCAAAUAAGAGCAGAGUUGCAAAAGCAGGUUGAGAAUAUGUUGGCUGCACAAAAUCAAGAGAGGUGGAAACAAGAUAACAGGUUCAUGAAGUUUGCAUAGAAGCCAAGCAAUGUUAUCCAAAUAUUAACCCUUCUUAUAAUAGGUUUGAGCUCUUUGUAGGUUUGGUAGGAAUGAACAAUAAUUUGGAACUUCGAUUUAUGUUGUGGAUCUAUGAACCAUAAUGAAGAGCGAAUAUGAAUUUUCGGUUUUUCUUGUCA